UUAUCUCAGCAUGACAGCGGGAAAGCGCGAAGGUAUAAGAGCUCCCGUCGGAGCAUCCCGCUUCACUCCAUACCCGUGGAAUCGAGACGACGGGCGCAACACCGCCCGAGGGAGCGCAGCCGCGGACACCCCGGGACCGGGCGGGGGGAUGCGGCGUUACCAGACCCCGCACCACAGACAGAUGCCACCUGGAGCUCGGAUUUCUCCCACCUUCCUUGUGCUGCGAUCUGCCGCCGUCGGGAGGAGAUGCGACUUGAGAUCGAGAUGAGCACGCGUUUAAUUCCCAGCUGUGCUUAGGAUCCGGCCAAGAAACCGCAUCAGUGCACCCGGGGCUGCCUCCGGCUCCUGCCUACAUCCGCCAGGGAAAGCCCUUCUUGCUACCAGCAGGUCUAGGCCCUCUGCUGUGACCAUGGAAAAUACCUCUAUCCCUGAGCUCAAUUCUACGUGUGUGGCUGGGCACACAGACUGUGCAAGGAGAGGAGAUGAGGAGCUGAAUAUUCCCACUUCCCCACCAAGCCCCAGCUCCUACAUCACGAUGCCUGUCAUCUAUUCCAUCAUCUGCGCUGUGGGACUGACAGGUAACACCGCUGUCAUCUAUGUAAUCCUCAAAGCCCCAAAGAUGAAGACAGUCACCAACAUCUUCAUUCUCAAUUUAGCCAUUGCUGAUGAGCUUUUUACCUUGGUGCUGCCCAUCAACAUUGCUGACUACCUGCUCCUACAAUGGCCCUUUGGAGAGUUCAUGUGUAAGCUCAUUAUCUCCAUAGACCAGUACAACAUUUUCUCCAGCAUCUACUUCCUCACUGUUAUGAGUGUUGACCGCUACCUUGUUGUAGUGGCCACCACCAAGUCCAGGAAGAUGUCUUACCGCACCUACCGAGCUGCCAAGAUUCUAAGCCUCUGCAUCUGGUCCUUUGUCACAGUCAUCAUCCUGCCCUUCACUGUCUUUGCUAAGGUACACAAGGAGCAGGGGCGCUCCCAGUGUGUUUUCGUGUUCCCUCAUCCUGAAAUCAUGUGGUGGAAAGGCAGUCGGAUCUACACCCUUAUCUUAGGCUUUGCUAUCCCAGUGUCCACCAUCUGCAUCCUCUACACCAUCAUGUUGUGCAGAUUGAGACGUGUGCAUCUUCAUAGCAAUGCAAAAGCCCUGGAUAAAGCAAAAAAAAAAGUGACGCUGAUGGUGGUUGUCAUCCUGGCUGUGUGUCUGUUCUGCUGGACACCUUAUCACCUUAGCACAGUGGUGGCCCUCACCACAGAUAUCCCACAAACUCCUCAGAUUGUUGGGAUUUCCUACUUCAUCACUAGUUUGAGUUAUGCCAACAGCUGCUUCAACCCUUUCUUGUAUGCCUUUCUGGAUGAUAGUUUCCGGAGGAGUUUUCGUAAACUGAUGGACUGCAGGACCACCUCAUAGAGCCAACACCAUACUCUCUUCUUACCACUGUCUGCUCUUUCUGAGGGUACUGAGCCCAAAGAGUGCUUUUGCUCCAGCCUUCCUGUGAUGGUCCACAGUGCUUCAGAUUGUCUCACUGCCCGAAAUACAAACUAGGGACAGAUGGGUCAUUCUCAACUCAACUUUCUAGCACCUAUUUCCUCAGCAUUGCUUUCCAUCUCUUUCCCUCGUGUUUGUUUUUUCCCUUCUCUCUCAUGUGCUUUCUGUCCUAAUGUGAUAGCUCACACAGCUGCAGCAGAUCCCUUUUCUGUUUUAAAAUUUAUUGCCUUGUGAGU
This is a messenger RNA of Tympanuchus pallidicinctus (lesser prairie-chicken), 1719 nucleotides long. It is a transcript of the gene NPBWR1, whose product is annotated as neuropeptides B and W receptor 1. Gene Ontology annotation, cellular component: neuron projection; membrane. Bases 410 to 1405 code for a protein of 331 amino acids. The record is from RefSeq and is a predicted model, not a curated record. Gene Ontology annotation, biological process: neuropeptide signaling pathway. Lineage: Eukaryota; Metazoa; Chordata; Aves; Galliformes; Phasianidae. Gene Ontology annotation, molecular function: neuropeptide receptor activity; neuropeptide binding. The transcript has 3 exons.